Messenger RNA from Lachnellula hyalina, 1281 nucleotides. RefSeq names its product putative GPI-anchored cupredoxin. The transcript has 6 exons. The record is from RefSeq and is a predicted model, not a curated record. Lineage: Eukaryota; Fungi; Ascomycota; Leotiomycetes; Helotiales; Lachnaceae. Bases 1 to 1281 code for a protein of 426 amino acids.
AUGUUGCUGAACGUUUUCGCAGCCGUGUUGAUAACUUUGAUCGGCCCGACAUUGGGAAAGGACGCAUCAACAACGACCACUUCCGCGCCUGUAGCCACACAUACAGUAUCUGUUGGAGCAGAUGGAUUUAAUUUCUCCCCGAGUCAAGUAUUCGCAAAUGUUGGCGACAUAAUAGAAUACCGAUUCUACCCUCAAAAUCACUCUGUUGCUAGAGCGGCAUUUGGAAGCAAUCCAUGUAUUCCAUACGAAGAUACUGGACCCGGCUUGGUGGGUUUUUGGAGCGGGUUUCGUCCUGUAGCCUUAGUAUUAUCAAAUCCUCCGAUCUUUUCAUUACCUAUUAAUGAUACCGACCCGGUAUUCUUCUACUGUUCCGCUCCGGGGGCAUGCCUCCAGGGUAUGGUCGGAGUCGUGAAUCCCAAUUCUUCGUGGACUUAUGAAGCCCAGUUUAACUAUACACAAAAUGCAACAAUAGAAUUUAGUCCAUUGGAAUACUUCCCUAAAGAAGAGGCCCCGACGCGAACGACAACCGCGACGGGAGCAACAGCUACUCCUACAGCGGUUUCCACAUCCUCAUCGGCUGCCACUACAUCGUCAGCUCCGGCCCUGACUGCGGAACACAAAAGUUCUAUAUCUACCGGAGCAAUCGUGGGAAUAGCAAUUGGAGGCGUCGCGGUGAUUGCUCUAGCCGGAGCUCUGAUUUAUAUGUGCGGGCGACAAAGAACCGUCAAACAGCUUCUACGACAAUCACAACCUGCCCCAACUCCCCAGCCCUCCUACCUGGCAAACUCACCAGGCAUGUCUGAAGCCCAAUAUGCCAACAUGUACAAGGGCCCAGCUCAUGGUACCACGCAUUACAGUGGACAAAGCUACGGUGGUCCACCAGCCACGGAAACAGAGAGUUAUCGCAGCAUCAGCCCGCCGCCACCAAACGAGCAUACACAUAUGAUGGGUGGAUUGCACCCAAGUAAUUUUCAUCCCGAUCACUCGGUACCAACGUCAAUAGCUGGCAGUCCUGGCUUUCCUAGUCCGGCCUUUUCACACGAGUUGAUGGAGCCUGGCAGUGAUGGAGUUGCUCGGCCCUACAACCCCGAUGAACAUCACCCAGCGCACCUCAACCCAAACCAAGCCCGAGAUGACGGUCCUCAUGAGCUCGCAGUGCCCUCGCGAAACCCCAGCACAGCAGUCGGACCACCUACCCCCCAAAACCAAAGCGAACAAUCCAGACCCUUCUCAUAUUCACAUACUCCCCAGGACGAGAAGAGCAAUAGUACGUUUACAUGA